AGACGCAGGGAGCGGUCCAGGCCCCGCGCAGGCGCACGUUUCACACGACGACUUCGGUCUUUAUACUCACGGCUCGGGAGGGAAGCCGCCUCCGACGACGACGACGACGAUCGGAAAUGGAGAGGGACGGUGGAAGCUCGGGACUCGACCUGAGGUGGAAUUACCUCCCUCGCGAUGUCGCCCUCGACAUCGUCUCCUUGCUCGAGGCCUCGGAUGUAUGCUCCUUGGGCAUCUGCUCCAGGUUCUGGCGGGACAUCUGCUCCUCCGACUCUAUCUGGAUCGCGCUCUACGGGCGGCGGUGGCCCUCUGAGGACCGCCGCCUCGUCGCAUCGCCCUCUCAGGAAUGCAAAGCUUUUUACAUGAACGAGCACAAGAAAAUGGCCAGUGCUGUUUCUGCUGUAAUAAAAUAUGUGGAAGAGUCGACACAGAGUGGGUCACUGGAAAUUCGUUUUUACAUGAAAGCAAUUGGUGAUCUGACGUCGAUGAAACUUGGUUUUAGGGACGUGCAGCUGUUUCUGUUCAGAAGAGAGCAGAACGUGCUAUUGAAUCUGAUUGGGUGUCAUUAUUGCAUAUCUUUUCUGGAAAUACCAACUGUUGAUCUAAUGGAAGCACUUGAAAUCUGCCAAAUACUCGAGCGACAAGUAUGCGUGAGGUGGUUUAUGCUAUGUAGGCGGUUUUACGGCUUCCCCAUGCCUAAUGAGCACCACUCUCACAUAGUGUCUCUGGGUGAUCUCGCCAUGGGCAACGAGGAUGAGGUAUUUGAUUUGCUCAACUAUGGCAUAACCAACCAAGGAAUGCGUAUCCGGAUCUCAUCUGUUGGAUCAAAUGGCACAUGAUCCUGACAAAUCAUGCCAAUCUGAAGGUUAUAUCUAUUAAACUUCAUUUUCCAUGUAAUAUAUCUAAUAAAUGUGGAUGUUUGUGCAUGUGAAUGAUGGUGGUUAACUGGAUGUACCACAGUAUGCAUGUCCCUUAGUUUGUGAAUCUGCAGCACUGCACCAUAUGCAGUGGAACAUUUGUGUUGCCGCUUGUUCAUAACUUCUAGGUUUUGAUUUCAA
Molecule: messenger RNA, 1055 nt
Organism: Musa acuminata AAA Group (dessert banana)
Lineage: Eukaryota; Viridiplantae; Streptophyta; Magnoliopsida; Zingiberales; Musaceae
Exons: 4
Coding region: 117-836 (239 amino acids)
Biological process (GO): SCF-dependent proteasomal ubiquitin-dependent protein catabolic process; protein polyubiquitination
Cellular component (GO): SCF ubiquitin ligase complex
Molecular function (GO): protein binding
Source: RefSeq, a predicted model, not a curated record